AAGUCAAGAACUUUCCUUUCUAUUCUCACUUUCUUCUGCUUUAAUCCACCAAAAGCUUCCUUUUCUCGUCAAUAAAUUUUCUUAAACAGUCUCAGCUUUCCUCUUUGCAAUUUCAUUCCUGUUACAUGUCCACACCACACCAAGUGGAAAUAUAGCCCUUUUCACCACCUUUAAAAUUAAAACCAAGCUCAUAUUAAUUCUCACAUGGGCUCUCUCUUCUCUUUCUUCUUCAUAAUAAUUUUUCUUGUCCUAGAAUUUCUCAGAAUUGAAGCUGAAGGGAUCAAAUCGGCCAGGCUUCUCGAUCUUCUAAUUAGAGAUUACACAUUCAAGUCCUAUGACUUGCAUUUUAGGACAGGUAUGUUAUAUGCUGUAAAAUUACCAGCAAAUUUCUCCGGUAUCAAAGUCGAUACGGGGAGAUUCCGAUGUGGCAGUCUCCGGCGAUAUGGUGCUCAGGUUAAGGAAUUCCAUUUGGGAAUUGGUGUGAUUGUGCAACCAUGUGUAGAAAGAGUUAUGGUAAUUAGACAACAUUUAGGACAUAAUUGGUCUUCUGUUUAUUAUGCUAGUUAUGAUUUAUCAGGAUAUCAACUUGUGUCUCCCAUUUUAGGCCUUUUAGCUUAUAAUGGUGGGAGUGAUGUGAAUUUCAGUAACCCUUUUGAGCUUGGAAUCCAUGCAGGAGAUAAACCAAUUACUAUAAAUUUCACUAAUUUUACAAAUUCUACCAAUAACCCAUCAGAAAUUAAGCCUCUUUGUGCUAGUUUUGAAAAUAACGGUAAAGUGACACUUGAAAAUACAGUGUCGCAUCAUGUUUGCGUAGCAAAAAGGCACGGUCAUUAUGGGUUGGUAAUGAAAUCACCGCCGUCGCCACCGCCGCUGCCACCAGAACAGGUGAAAAAGAAGAUCAGCUUGUGGAAAGUGGUGGUUGGUAGCACUGUUGGGAGUGCUUUGGGUGUUUUCUUAUUGGGAUUGCUUUUGGUGGCUAUGUUUGUUAAGGUAAAGAAGAAAGCAAGAAUGGAAGAGAUGGAAAGAAGAGCAUAUGAAGAAGAAGCUCUGCAAGUUUCAAUGGUUGGCCAUGUCAGGGCACCUACAGCUGCUGUUACUCGAACAUUGCCUACAAUUGAACAUGAGUGCAGUAGGCAAGGCAGAAGGAACAUGAAAGAGAAAAGAAGAAGAUAUUGGAAGAAGUUGCUUUCUUGUCAGUGGCAGAGUCAAACCUCGUGCAUGAACACAGAGACUUCCAGGGGUUAAAGUUUAGACACAAUUAUAACCAUUUGAUGCUAGAAGUUUCAAAUGUCUCUCAAAGAUUAACUACUGAUAAUUAGUAGAUUUUCUUAAACAGCUAUCUAUUUUGUUUGGCAAAACAGUUUUUGUCUUUUAUGGUAGAUAUUGAUUGAGAAUGAAAUCAUUAGAGUUUUCUUUUA
Messenger RNA from Jatropha curcas, 1418 nucleotides. The record is from RefSeq and is a predicted model, not a curated record. Lineage: Eukaryota; Viridiplantae; Streptophyta; Magnoliopsida; Malpighiales; Euphorbiaceae.